UUAAAAUAGAUAAACUUCUUCCUAUUCUCCUCUCCCAUUCUAUAAAUUUACCUUAAAUUUUCUCUGAAUUAUACUCACACAUUUCAUAAAACUAGUCUUUCUAUCAUCCAAAAAUCAUGUGGCAUUUACUAACUUCUCCCGUUAGACUUCUUCUUUUAACAAUUAUGCAAUAUUUCAUCCAUAAAGAUUUGCAUGAAGCAGUGGCCAAAAUGUCUAUCUUUGAUGCUUUUCUCUUCUUGAUUAUACACUCCAUUGACAAGUUGGUAGCAUGGCAUCGUAUUCCUGUUUUAUUGGGACUGUUUUAUUUGGCCGCUAGGAGACAUCUUCACCAAAAGUACAAUCUGUUAAACGUAGGGACAACUAAAGGAAUUAAAUCAAACCCUUCUGAUUAUCCCUACCGAACACUCGAUGGAAGAUAUAAUGAUCCUCUUAACCAUAUUGCUGGAAGUCGAGGAUCUUUCUUUGGUAGAAACAUUCCUCCUGUUGAUCAGAAGAACAAGCUGUUGAAGCCGGAUCCAAUGGUGGUGGUGACAAAACUUUUGGAGAGGAAAACAUUCAAAGACACUGGAAAACAAUUCAAUGUGUUAGCAGCAGCUUGGAUUCAGUUUAUGAUACACGACUGGAUUGAUCAUUUGGAGGAUACUCAACAGAUUGAACUCACUGCAUCAUCUGAAGUUGCAAGCCAGUGCCCUCUAAAAUCUUUUAAGUUCUUAAAAACAAAGGACAUUCUCACAGGCUCCUAUGAUAUUAAGACUGGAUGUGCCAAUAUACGCACACCUUGGUGGGAUGGAAGUGUGAUAUAUGGAAACACUGAUAAAGUUUUUAGACAAGUAAGGACUUUUGAAGAUGGCAAGUUAAAAAUAUCAAAGGAAGGUACUCUUCUACAUAAUGAAGAUGGAGUAGCGAUAUCGGGUGAUGUUCGCAAUAGUUGGGCUGGUGUUUCAGUUUUGCAGAGUCUUUUUAUUCAAGAACACAAUGCUGUUUGUGAUGCUCUCAAGAAAGAAUACCCGGAAUUAAAAGAUGAAGAUCUUUAUCGCUAUGCUAGAUUGGUGACAUCUGCUGUGAUUGCAAAGAUUCAUACAAUAGAUUGGACUGUGGAGCUUCUUAAAAUGGACACUUUGCUUGCAGGCAUGCGAGGAAAUUGGUAUGGAUUGUUCGGAAAGUCAUUCAAGGAUAAAUUUGGGCAUUUUGGACACUACAUCUUGAGUGGAAUGACUGGAAUGAAAAAAUCAAAAAAUCAUGGUGUUCCAUACUCUUUUACUGAAGAAUUUGUUGCUGUCUACAGAAUGCAUGCACUCCUACCAAAUUCUCUGCAAUUGAGAGACAUAUCUGCAUCUCCUGGACAUAACAAAUCUCCUCCAUUAACCAAAGAGAUUCAUAUGAAUGAUCUCAUUGGACUACCAGGAGAAAAGACUUUAUCGGAGAUAGGAAUUGCAAGAACAUUAGUAUCAAUGGGUCACCAAGCUUCUGGAGCACUAGAGCUUUGGAACUAUCCAUCAUGGCUUAGAGACUUAAUACCACAUAACAUGGAUGGAACAGAAAGAUCUGAUCGUGUGGACUUAGCUGCUCUUGAAAUUUACAGGGAUAGAGAGAGGGGAGUAGCCAGAUAUAACCAAUUCAGGAGAGCCUUGUUGUUAAUUCCUAUUUCAAAAUGGGAAGAUUUGACUGAUGAUAAGGAAGUAAUUAAAGCAUUGAAAGAGGUAUAUGGAAAUGAUGUUGAGUUGCUUGAUACACAAGUAGGUCUCAUGGCAGAGAAAAAGAUAAAAGGUUUUGCAAUUAGUGAGACAGCUUUUAUAAUAUUUCUUAUCAUGGCCACUAGGAGGUUAGAAGGUGAUAGGUUUUUCACAAGCAGCUACAACAAGGAGACCUACACUAAAAAGGGAUUGGAAUGGGUGAACACAACUGAAAGUUUAAAGGAUGUGAUUGCUCGUCAUUAUCCUGAAAUGACAAACAAAUGGUUGAACGCUCCAAGUGCUUUCUCUGUUUGGGACGCGCCUCCAAACAAACAUAAUCCUAUUCCACUUUACUUUCGAAUUCCUAGUUAAUCAAUUUCACCAUAGAGUGUUGGAGAGUUGUUGCUAGUUCUUUUGUUGUGUUUAUAUUUAUAAAUACACAUUUAUUAAUGUGUAUGUAUUCAUGUUUAUUAAAAACAAUCUUAUUAUAUAAUGAAUAAAGCUAAGGUUAGGAAAUAAUGAAAUGAGUGUGGCAACUCAUCUAGAAGAAAAGAAUGGAUAGCUGGGAAAUGAUGAUGAACAAGUUUCAGAAGAAUCAAAUAACCAAGUUUCAGAAGAAUCAGAUAACUAAGUUUCAGAAGAACCAACAAGUCCAUUCUUUUCCUCUAUACAAGUUUCUGCCUUGUUUUAUUCCUUAUGUUUAAGUGGUUUUCCCUUUUACUAUAGUACUUUGUAUUUUCAAGAAAUGCAUAUGAUGAAAAGAUUUGAAAAACAGAGAAUUUGAAAAAUAGAAUGAUUCUGAAUUUCUCAGGAUCAGUUUUUGAUACAAGAAGAUUUUAUA
Messenger RNA from Lathyrus oleraceus (garden pea), 2514 nucleotides. RefSeq names its product alpha-dioxygenase PIOX-like. Gene Ontology annotation, molecular function: peroxidase activity; oxidoreductase activity, acting on single donors with incorporation of molecular oxygen, incorporation of two atoms of oxygen; heme binding. Lineage: Eukaryota; Viridiplantae; Streptophyta; Magnoliopsida; Fabales; Fabaceae. Gene Ontology annotation, biological process: response to oxidative stress. The transcript is spliced from 10 exons. The coding region runs from base 117 to 2045 and encodes 642 amino acids. The record is from RefSeq and is a predicted model, not a curated record.